Messenger RNA from Polychytrium aggregatum, 1542 nucleotides. RefSeq lists its product as uncharacterized. Gene Ontology annotation, cellular component: ubiquitin ligase complex; cytoplasm. Gene Ontology annotation, biological process: positive regulation of proteasomal ubiquitin-dependent protein catabolic process; ubiquitin-dependent protein catabolic process; protein polyubiquitination. Lineage: Eukaryota; Fungi; Chytridiomycota; Chytridiomycetes; Polychytriales. The coding region runs from base 1 to 1542 and encodes 513 amino acids. The record is from RefSeq and is a predicted model, not a curated record. The transcript has 3 exons. Gene Ontology annotation, molecular function: ubiquitin conjugating enzyme binding; zinc ion binding; ubiquitin protein ligase activity.
AUGGAAGAAACUUCCGACCUUGAUGCCUCCGACAACGCCUAUUUCUCCGACGACCACGACUCCACUUCCGAGAACGACGACGAUGAUGAAGAAAACCUGGACUUUGCGCCAGUGAUCCCCGAAAAGGACAUCAAAAAGGAGUAUGAGGUCGACUUUACCGUCCACACCGAGAGCGACAUUUUCAAGUUCCAAAAAUCCGAGAUCGAUCAGGUUUCGUCGUUCCUCGGCGGCAUCCCCCAGCAUAUCGUUGCGUCGCUCCUGCGGCACUUCAAGUGGAACAAGGAUCUGCUGAUGGAGCGCUACAUGGAAGAUCCCGAUGGCGUUGCCCGUGCUGCGGGCGUCGUCAUCGACGACUCCCUGUCUGCAGUCGCUUCGCCAAAGUAUGUCUCCAUCAACGGCUUCUGCUGCGAUAUUUGCUGCAACGACGAGGCCGGUCUGGCCACGCUGGCCCUGAGCUGCGAACAUCGCUUCUGCCGGGACUGCUAUGAGCACUACUUGACCAUGAAGAUCGACCAAGAGGGCGAGUCGAGACGAAUCCAGUGCAUGGCCUCGGGCUGCAAGCUGGUCGUCGAUGAGCCCACCAUCAAGCUCGUCGUUAAGCCCGAAGUCUUUGCCAAAUACCAGAAGCUUCUCCUGCGGGCCUUUGUGGACGAUCUCGAGUAUUACAAAUGGUGCCCAGCACCCAAUUGCGUCUAUGCUGUCGAGUACCAUAUUGGUAGCUCGUCGCUGACCGAAGUCAUCCCGACCGUCCACUGCAACUGUGGCCACUCGUUCUGCUUUGGUUGCUCGUUGCCGGACCACCAGCCCUGCAUCUGCCCGCUGGUCCGAGAGUGGCUGAAGAAGUGUGCCGACGACUCUGAAACCUCCAACUGGAUCUCGGCCAACACAAAGGAAUGUCCCAAGUGCCACGCCACCAUCGAGAAGAACGGCGGCUGCAACCACAUGAACUGCCGCAAGUGCAAGUACGAGUUUUGCUGGGUGUGCCAGGGCCCCUGGUCCGAGCACGGCUCGCAGUGGUAUAAUUGCAACCGAUACGACGAGCGUGCCAGUGUCGAAGCCCGGGACGCCCAGGGCAAGUCGCGGGCUGCUUUGGAGAAAUACCUGCAUUAUUACAAUCGAUUCGCCAACCACGAGCAAUCGGCCAAGCUCGACAAGGAUCUCCACGAAAAGACAGAGAAGAAAAUGGAGGAGAUGCAAAACAGCUCUGAGCUGAGCUGGAUCGAGGUCCAGUUUCUGCGCGAAGCCGUCGAUGUUCUGAUCAAGUCGCGCAUGACGCUCAAGUGGACAUAUGCAUUUGCAUACUACCUCGAGCGCGGCAACGCGACUGAUCUAUUCGAAGACAACCAGCGCGAUCUUGAGAUGGCAGUCGAGCAGCUGAGUGGACUGCUGGAGGAGCCUAUCGCCAAAGAAAAGAUCUUUGAGCUGAAGCAGAAGGUCCUGGACAAGAAGGUGUAUGUUGCGCAGCGACGUGAGGUGCUCCUGAUUGACACCAGCCGAGGACUGAGGGAGGGCCGGUGGAACUAUACCGCCAAGUUUAAGUAG